AUGUGCGACUGUGAAGUCAGCUGGAACGGCUGGUAUCGUCUCUUCUUUCAGGGUCAGAGUGUUCAGAUGCCGGACACAUGUGUUGAUGAGUAUAGCUGUGGCACUCAUUCUCCACUGUGGCUGAAAGGAGGACAUCCAACAGUUGAGGAUGGAGUGGUCACUCGAGAUGUUUGCGGUCACUAUGACAAUGACUGCUGUGCUUUUCAGUCCAAUCCCAUUAAAGUCAAAGCCUGUACAGACUAUUAUGUUUAUGAGUUUGUGAAACCAUCUUUCUGCUUUUUGGCAUACUGUGCAGCGCCCCCUGUUGACCCCUGCAACAACUACAAAGUGCUGAAUGAUCCAUGGAGAGCCACCAACAAUCAAUUUUCCUCUGAAAUAAUGUGUGACUGUGAGGUCAGCUGGGAUGGCUGGUAUCGUCUCUUCAUUCAGGGUCAGAGCGUUCAGAUGCCAGACACAUGUGUUGAGCAGCAUAGUUGUGGCACUCAUGCUCCACUGUGGCUGAAAGGAGGACAUCCAACAGUUGAGGAUGGAGUGGUCACUCGAGAUGUCUGUGGUCACUGGGACAAUAACUGCUGUUAUUUCCAAUCAAAUCCUAUUAAAGUCAAAGUCUGCCCUGGCAAUUAUUAUGUUUAUGAGUUUGUGAAACCAGAUUUCUGCUCAUUGGUGUACUGUGCAGAUAUUGGGCACAAUACCAUCAUGAUGGAGACAAGUUCAACCAUAAAAACUACAUUUAUAGAUACUACAACAAUGGACACUGACAAAGUGGAUAGAACAAUAACAAUGGAAACCACAAAAACAGAAAGUAUAAACACACGAACCACAUCUUCAGAAAGUACCACUGGUGAGACCACAACAGCAGAGAGCACCACAAAUGUGAGUACUACAACAACAGAAAGUACCACAACUGUGGGUACUACAACAGCAGAAAGCACCACACCUGAGACCACAAAUUUGGAUACUACAACAACAGAAAGUAUGACCACAGGCACAACUCCACAAAGUACGACAACCACAUCAGUAGCCAAAACAAUUCCAGAAAUUACAGCAGCUGAGACCACAACCGCAGAAAGCACUACAACUGUGGAAACCACAACGGAAAGCACCACAACAGCAGAAAGCACCAUAAGUGAGACCACAACAGCAGAAAGCCCCAAAACUGUGGGUACUACAACAACAGAAAUUACCACAAGUAAGACCACAACAGCAGAAAGCACCACACCUCAGACCAAAAAACCUGGCACCACAACAGCAGAAAGUACAACAACAGAAAGCACCACAACUCUAGAAAGUACCACAGCCGAGACCACAACCACAGACAGCACCACAACUGUGGCUACUACAACAACAGAAAGCAACUCAGCAUUAGAAAGUACCACAAGUCAGACCACAACACCAGGCACUACAACAUCAGAAGGUACGACCACAGCCACAAAAAUUUCAGAAAGUACAACAGCCGUGACAACAACCGCAGAAAUAAGCACAACUGUCGGUACUACAACAACAGAAAUUACAACCACAGGAACAACAACACCAGAAAGCAAAACACCUGACGCCACAACUCCAGAAAGCACCACAACUCCAGAAAGUACCAAAACCAAGACCACAACAGCAGAAAUCACCACAACUGAGACAACAAAAGCAGAAAGCACCUCAACAGUUGAAAGCACAACAACACCAGAAAGUACCACAACCACAGAAAGCACCACAUCUGUGGGAACCGAAACAACAGAAAGUACCACAACCGAGACCACAACUGCAGAAAGCAACACAACAGAAAGCACCACAACUCCAGAAAGUACCACAAGCAAAAUCACAACACCAGAAAGCAGCACAACUCUAGAAAGUACCACAACCGAGUCCACAACAGCAGAAAGCACAACUGCGACCUCAACACCAGGCACUACAACCACUGAAAGUACAACCACAACCACAACAACUCCAGAAAGUACCACAACCGAUACCACAACAGCGGAAAGCACAACUGAGACCACAAGUGUGGGUUCAACAACAACAGAAAGCACCACAGCAACCACAACAGUAGAAAGCACUACAACAGAGACCACAACACCAGGCACUACAACAACUGAAAGUACAUCCACAGCCACAACAACUCGAGAAAGUUCCACAACUGAGACCACAACAGCAGAAAGCGCAAAUGCGACCACAACUGUGGGUUCUUCAACAACAGAAAGCACAACAGCAAGAGAAAGUACCACAAGCGAGCCUACAACAGCAGAAAGCACUACAACCACUGCCACAACAACUCCAGAAAGUACAACAGCCGAGACCACAGAAAGCGCCACAUCUGUGGGAACCACAAAACCAGAAAGUACCACAACCGAGACCACAACUGCAGAAAACACCACAUCUGUGGGAACCACAACAACAGAGAGUACCACAACCGAGGCCACAACAGCAGAAAGUACCACAACUGCAGAAAGUACCACAACCGAGACCCCAACAGCAGAAAGCAUAACUGAGACCACAAGUGUGGCUUCUACAGCAACAGAAAGCACCAGAGCAACAGAAGGUACUACAACUGAUACGACAACACCAGGCACUACAACAACUGAAAGUACAACCGCAGCCACAACAACUGCAGAAAGUACAACAGCCGAGACCACAACUGCAGAAAGCACCACAUCUGUUGGAACGACAACAGCAGAAAGUACCACAACCGAGACCACAACCACAGAAAGCACCACAUCUGUGGGAACCAAAACAACAGAGAGUACCACAACCGAGACCACAACAGCAGAGAGCACCACAACAGAAAGCUCCACAACUCCAGAAACUACCACAAGCAAAAUCACAACAACACAAAGCAAUACAACUGAGACCACAACUCCAGAAAGUACCACAACCGAGUCCACAACAGCAGAAAGCACAACUGUGACCACAACUGUGGGUUCUUCAACAACAGAAAGCAACACAGCAAUAGAAAGUACCACAAGCGACACCACAACAGCAGAAAGCACUACAACUGAGACCUCAACACCAGGCACUACAACAACUGAAAUUACAACCACAGCCACAACAACUUCAGAAAGUAUCACAACCGAGACCACAAUAGCAGAAAGCACAAUUGAGACCCCAAGUGUGGGUUCAACAUCAACAGAGAGCACCACAGCAACCACAAAAGCAGAAAGUACAACUGAGACCACAACACAAAGCACUACAACAACUGAAAGUACAACCACAGCCACAACAACUCCAGAAAGUACAGCAGCUGAAACCACAACCACAGAAAGCACCACAUCUCUAGGAACCACAACACCAAAAAGAACCACAACUGCAGAAAGCACCAUAUCUGUGGGAACCACCACAACCGAGACCACAACCGCAGAAAGCACCACAACAGAAAGCACCACAACUCCAGAAAGUACCACAAGCAAAAUCACAACAACAGAAAGCACCACAACUGAGACCACAACUCCAGAAAGUACCACAACUCUAGAAAGUACCACAACCGAGACCACAACUCCAGAAAGUACCACAACCGAAUCCACAACAGCAGAAAGGACAACUGUGGGUUCUUCAACAACAGAAAGCACCACAGCAACAGAAAGUACCACAAGCGAGACCACAACAGCAGAAAGCACUACAACUGAGACCACAACACCAGGCACUACAACAACUGAAAGUACAACCACAGCCACAACAACCACAGAAAGCACCACAUCUGAGGGAACCACAACACCAGAAAGUACCACAACCGAGACCACAACCGCAGAAAGCAUCACAACAGAAAGUAGUACAACUGAGACCACAACUCCAGAAAGUACCACAACUCUAGAAAGUACCACAACCGAGACCACAACUCCAGAAAGUACCACAACCGAAUCCACAACAUCAGAAAGCACAACUGUGGGUUCUUCAACAACAGAAAGCACCACAGCAACAGAAAGUACCACAAGCAAGCCUACAACAGCAGAAAGCACAACAACCACUGCCACAACAACUCCAGAAAAAACAACAGCCGAGACCACAGAAAGCACCACAUCUGUGGGAACCACAACACCAGAAAGUACCACAACCGAGACCCCAACAACAGAAAGCAUAACUGAGACCACAAGUGUGGGUUCUACAACAACAGAAAGCACCACAGCAACAGAAAGUACUACAACUGAUACGACAACACCAGGCACUAUAACAACUGAAAGUACAACCACAGCCACAACAACUCCAGAAAGUACAACAGCCGAGACCACAUCCGCAGAAAGCACCACAUCUGUGGGAACCACAACAACAGAGAGUACCACAACCGAGACCACAACAGCAGAGAGCACCACAACAGAAAGCUCCACAACUCCAGAAAGUACCACAACCGAGUCCACAACAGCAGAAAGCACAACUGUGGGUUCUUCAACAACAGAAAGCACCACAGCAAUAGAAAGUACCACAAGCGACACCACAACAGCAGAAAGCACUACAACUGAGACCUCAACACCAGGCACUACAACAACUGAAAUUACAACGACAGCCACAACAACUCCAGAAAGUACCACAACCGAGACCACAAUAGCAGAAAGCACAACUGAGACCCCAAGUGUGGGUUCAACAACAACAGAGAGCACCACAGCAACCACAAGAGCAGAAAGUACAACUGGGACCACAACACCAGGCACUACAACAACUGAAAGUACAACCACAGCCACAACAACUCCAGAAAGUACAGCAGCUGAAACCACAACCACAGAAAGCACCACAUCUCUGGGAACCACAACACCAGAAACUACCACAACUGCUGAAAGCACCACAUCUGUGGGAACCACAACAACAGAAAGUACCACAACCGAGAUCACAACCGCAGAAAGCACCACAACUCCAGAAAGUACCACAACUGCAGAAAGUACCACAACCGAGACCCCAACAACAGAAAGCAUAACUGAGACCGCAAGUGUGGGUUCUACAACAACAGAAAGCACCACAGCAACAGAAAGCACCACAGCAACAGAAAGUACUACAACUGAUACGACAACACCAGGCACUACAACAACUGAAAGUACAACCACAGCCACAACAACUCCAGAAAGUACAACAGCCGAGACCACAUCCGCAGAAAGCACCACAUCUGUGGGAACCACAACACCCAAAAGUACCACAACCGAAGCCACAGCAGCAGAACGUACCACAACUGCAGAAAGUACCACAUCCGAGACCCCAACAGCAGAAAGCAUAACUGAGACCACAAGUGUGGGUUCUACAACAACAGAAAGCACCACAGCAACAGAAAGUACUACAACUGAUACGACAACACCAGGCAUUACAACAACUGAAAGUACAACCACAGCCACAACAACUCCAGAAAGUAAAACAGACGAGACCACAACCGCAGAAAGCACCACAUCUCUGGGAACCACAACAACAGAGAGUACCACAACCGAGACCACAACAGCAGAGAGCACCACAACAGAAAGCUCCACAACUCCAGAAAGUACCACAACCGAGUCCACAACAGCAGAAAGCACAACUGUGACCACAACUGUGGGUUCUUCAACAACAGAAAGCACCACAGCAAUCGAAAGUACCACAAGCAACACCACAACAGCAGAAAGCACUACAACUGAGACCUCAACACCAGGCACUACAACAACUGAAAUUACAACCACAGCCACAACAACUCCAGAAAGUACAACAGCCGAGACCACAACUGCAGAAAGCACCACAUCUGUUGGAACGACAACAGCAGAAAGUUCCACAACCGAGACCACAACUGCUGAAAGCACCACAUCUGUGGGAACCACAACACCAGAAAGUACCACAACCGAGACCACAACAGCAGAGAGCACCACAACAGAAAGCUUCACAACUCCAGAAAGUACCACAAGCAAAAUCACAACAACAGAAAACACCACAACUGAGACCACAACUCCAGAAAGUACCACAACUCUAGAAAAUACCACAACCGAGACCACAAGAGCAGAAAGUACCACAACCGAAUCCACAACAACAGAAAGCACCACAUCUGAGGGAAUCACAACACCAGAAAGUACCACAACUGCUGAAAGCACCACAUCUCUCGGAACCACAACAACAGAAAGUACCACAACCGAGACCACAACCGCAGAAAGCACCACAACUCCAGAAAGUACCACAAGCAAAAUCACAACAACAGAAAGCACCACAACUGAGACCUCAACUCCAGAAAGUACAACAGUUGAAACCACAACCACAGAAAGCACCACAUCUGAGGGAACCACAACACCAGAAAGUACCACAACUGCUGAAAGCACCACAUCUGUGGGAACCACAACAACAGAAAGUACAACAGCCGAGACCACAACUGCAGAAAGCACCACAUCUGUGGGAACCACAAAAACAGAGAGUACCACAACCGAGGCCACAACAGCAGAAACUACCACAACUGCAGAAAGUACCACAACCGAGACCCCAAAAGCAGAAAGCAUAACUGAGACCACAAGUGUGGGUUCUACAACAACAGAAAGCACCACAGCAACAGAAAGUACUACAACUGAUACGACAACACCAGGCAUUACAACAACUGAAAGUACAACCACAGCCACAUCAACUCCAGAAAGUACAACAGCCGAGACCACAACUGCAGAAAGCACCACAUCUCUGGGAACCACAACAACAGAGAGUACCACAACCGAGACCACAACAGCAGAGAGCACCACAACAGAAAGCUCCACAACUCCAGAAAGUACCACAACCGAGUCCACAACAGCAGAAAGCACAACUGUGACCGCAACUGUGGGUUCUUCAACAACAGAAAGCAUCACAGCAAUAGAAAAUACCACAAGCGACACCACAACUGCAGAAAGCACUACAACUGAGACCUCAACACCAGGCACUACAGCAACAGAAAUUACAACCACAGCCACAACAACUCCAGAAAGUACCACAACCGAGACCACAAUAGCAGAAAGCACAACUGAGACCACAAAUGUGGGUUCAACAACAACAGAGAGCACCACAGCAACCACAAGAGCAGAAAGUACAACUGGGACUACAACACCAGGCACUACAACAACUGAAAGUACAACCACAGCCACAACAACUCUAGAAAGUAGAGCAGCUGAAACCACAACCACAGAAAGCACCACAUCUCUGGGAACCACAACACCAGAAACUACCACAACUGCUGAACGCACCACAUCUGUGGGAACCACAACAACAGAAAGUACCACAACCGAGACCACAACCGCAGAAAGCACCACACCAGAAAGUACCACAACUGCAGAAAGUACCACAACCGAGACCCCAACAGCAGAAAGCAUAACUGAGACCGCAAGUGUGGGUUCUAAAACAACAGAAAGCACCACAGCAACAGAAAGUACUACAACUGAGACCUCAACACCAGGCACUUCAACAACUGAAAUUACAACCACAGCCACAACAACUCCAGAAAGUACCACAACCGAGACCACAAUAGCAGAAAGCACAACUGAGACCCCAAGUGUGGGUUCAACAACAACAGAGAGCACCACGGCAACCACAAGAGCAGAAAGUACAACUGGGACCACAACACCAGGCACUACAACAACUGAAAGUACAACCACAGCCACAACAACUCUAGAAAGUACAGCAGCUGAAACCACAGAAAGCACCACAUCUCUGGGAACCACAACACCAGAAACUACUACAACUGCUGAACGCACCACAUCUGUGGGAACCACAAGAACAGAAAGUACCACAACCGAGACCACAACCGCAGAAAGCACCACACCAGAAAGCACAACAACUCCAGAAAGUACAACAGUAGAGACCACAACUGCAGAAAGCACAUCUGUGGGAACCACAAAAACAGAGAGUACCACAACCGAGGCCACAACAGCAGAAAGUACCACAUCUGUUGGAACGACAACAGCAGAAAGUUCCACAACCGAGACCACAACUGCUGAAAGCACCACAUCUGUGGGAACCACAACACCAGAAAGUACCACAAUCGAGACCACAACAGCAGAGAGCACCACAACAGAAAGCUCCACAACUCCAGAAAGUACCACAAGCAAAAUCACAACAACAGAAAACACAACAACUGAGACCACAACUCCAGAAAGUACCACAACUCUAGAAAAUACCACAACCGAGACCACAAGAGCAGAAAGUACCACAACCGAAUCCACAACAACAGAAAGCACCACAUCUGAGGGAAUCACAACACCAGAAAGUACCACAACUGCUGAAAGCACCACAUCUCUCGGAACCACAACAACAGAAAGUACCACAACCGAGACCACAACCGCAGAAAGCACCACAACUCCAGAAAGUACCACAAGCAAAAUCACAACAACAGAAAGCACCACAACUGAGACCUCAACUCCAGAAAGUACAACAGUUGAAACCACAACCACAGAAAGCACCACAUCUGAGGGAACCACAACACCAGAAAGUACCACAACUGCUGAAAGCACCACAUCUGUGGGAACCACAACAACAGAAAGUACAACAGCCGAGACCACAACUGCAGAAAGCACCACAUCUGUGGGAACCACAAAAACAGAGAGCACCACAACCGAGGCCACAACAGCAGAAAGUACCACAACUGCAGAAAGUACCACAACCGAGACCCCAACAACAGAAAGCAUAACUGAGACCGGAAGUGCGGGUUCUACAACAACAGAAAGCACCACAGCAACAGAAAGUACUACAACUGAUACGACAACACCAGGCACUAUAACAACUGAAAGUACAACCACAGCCACAACAACUCCAGAAAGUACAACAGCCGAGACCACAACUGCAGAAAGCACCACAUCUGUGGGAACCACAACAACAGAGAGUACCACAACCGAGACCACAACAGCAGAGAGCACCACAACAGAAAGCUCCACAACUCCAGAAAGUACCACAACCGAGUCCACAACAGCAGAAAGCACAACUGUGGGUUCUUCAACAACAGAAAGCACCACAGCAAUAGAAAGUACCACAAGCGACACCACAACAGCAGAAAGCACUACAACUGAGACCUCAACACCAGGCACUAAAACAACUGAAAUUACAACGACAGCCACAACAACUCCAGAAAGUACCACAACCGAGACCACAAUAGCAGAAAGCACAACUGAGACCCCAAUUGUGGGUUCAACAACAACAGAGAGCACCACAGCAACACAAAGUACUACAACUGAUACGACAACACCAGGCAUUACAACAACUGAAAGUACAACCACAGCCACAACAACUCCAGAAAGUACAACAGCCGAGACCACAACUGCAGAAAGCACCACAUCUCUGGGAACCACAACAACAGAGCGUACCACAACCGAGAACACAACAGCAGAGAGCACCACAACAGGAAGCUCCACAACUCCAGAAAGUACCACAACCGAGUCCACAACAGCAGAAAGCACAACUGUGACCGCAACUGUGGGUUCUUCAACAACAGAAAGCAUCACAGCAAUAGAAAAUACCACAAGCGACACCACAACAGCAGAAAGCACUACAACUGAGACCUCAACACCAGGCACUACAACAACUGAAAUUACAACCACAGCCACAACAACUCCAGAAAGUACCACAACCGAGACCACAACCGCAGAAAGCACCACAUCUGUGGGAACCACAACAACAGAGAGUACCACAACCGAGACCACAACAGCAGAGAGCACCACAACAGAAAGCUCCACAACUCCAGAAAGUACCACAACCGAGUCCACAACAGCAGAGAGCACCACAACAGAAAGCACCACAACUCCAGAAAGUACCACAAGCAAAAUCACAACAACAGAAAGCACUACAACUGAGACCACAACUCCAGAAAGUACCACAACUCUAGAAAGUACCACAACUGAGUCCACAACAGCAGAAAGCACAACUGCGACCACAACUGUGGGUUGUUCAACAACAGAAAGCACCACAGCAACAGAAAGUACCACAAGUGAGACCACAACAGCAGAAACCACUACAACUGAGACCUCAACACCAGGCACUACAACCACUGAAAGUACAACCACAGCCACAACAACUGCAGAAAGUACCACAACCAAGACCACAACAGCAGAAAGCACAACUGAGACCACAAGUGUGGGUUCAACAACAACAGAAAGCACCACAGCAACCACAACAGCAGAAAGUACAACUGAGACCACAACACCAGGCACUACAACAACUGAAAGUACAACCACUGCCACAACGACUCCAGAAAGUACCACAACCGAGUCCACAACAGCAGAAAGCGCAGCUGCGACCACAACUGUGGGUUCUUCAACAACAAAAAGCACAACAGCAACAGAAAGUACCACAAGCGAGCCUACAACAGCAGAAAGCACUACAACUGAGACCACAACACCAGGCACUACAAAAACUGAUAGUACAACUACUGCCACAACAACUCCAGAAAGUACGACAACCGAGACUACAACCGCAGAAAGCACCACAACUCCAGAAAGUACCACAAGCAAAAUCACAACAACAGAAAGCACCACAACUCUAGAAAGUACCACAACUCUAGAAAGUACCACAACUGCUGAAAGCACCACAUCUGUGGGAGCCACAACAACAGAAAGUACCACAACCGAGACUACAACCGCAGAAAGCACCACAACUCCAGAAAGUACCACAAGCAAAAUCACAACAACAGAAAGCACCACAACUCUAGAAAGUACCACAACUCUAGAAAGUACCACAACCGAGACCACAACUCCAGAAAGUACCACAACCGAAUCCACAACAGCAGAAAGCACUACAUCAGAGACCACAACAUCAGGCCCUCCAACAACUGAAAGUACAACCACAGCCACAACAACUCCAGAAAGUUCCACAACUGAGACCACAACAGCAGAAAGUGCAACUGCGACCACAACUGUGGGUUCUUCAACAAAAGAAAGCACAACAGCAACAGAAAGUACCACAAGCGAGCCUACAACAGCAGAAAGCACUACAACCACUGCCACAACAACUCCAGAAAGUACAACAGCCGAGACCACAGAAAGCACCACAUCUGUGGGAACCACAACACCAGAAAGUACCACAACCGAGACCACAACAGCAGAAAGCACAAGUGAGACCACAAGUGUGGGUUCAACAACAACAGAAAGCACCACAGCAACCACAACAGCAGAAAGUACAACUGAGACCACAACACCAGGCACUACAACAACUGAAAGUACAACCACAGCCACAACAACUCCAGAAAGUACAACAGCCAAAACCACAACCAAAGAAAGCACCACAUCUGAGGAAACUACAACACCAGAAAAUACUACAACUGCUGAAAGCACCACAUCUACGGGAACGACAACAACAGAAAGUACCACAACCAAGACUACAACAGCAGAAAGCAGCACAACAGAAAGCCCCACAACUCCAGAAAGUACCACAAGCAAAAUCACAACAACAGAAAGCACCACAACUGAGACCAGAACAGCAGAAAGUACCACAAUCGAGACCACAACAGCAGAAAGUACCACAACCGAGACCACAACAGCAGAAAGCACAACUGAGGCCACAAGUGUGGUUUCUACAACAACAGUAAGCACCACAGCAUCCACAACAGCAGAAAGUACAACUGAGACCACAAGUAUGGGUGCAACAACAACAGAAAGUACCACAGCAACAGAAUGUACUACAAGCGAGAGCACAACAGCAGAAAGCACUACAACUGAGACCACAACACCAGGCACUGUAACAACGGAAAGUACAACCUCAGCCACAAUAACUCCAGAAAGUACCACAACUGAGACCACAACUGUGGGUACUACUACAACAGAAAGCACCACAGCAACAGAAAGUACUACAACUGAUACGACAACACCAGGCUCUACAACAACUGAAAGUACAGCCACAGCCACAACAACUCCAGAAAGUACAACAACAGAGACCACAACUGCAGAAAGUACCACAACCGAAUCCACAACAGCGGAAAGCACAACUGUGGAAACAACAACAGAAAGCACCACGACCACAACUGCAACAGAAAGUACCACAAGCGAGACCACAACAGCAGAAAACGCAACUGCGACCACAACUGUGGGUUCUUCAACAAGAGAAAGCACAACAGCAACAGAAAGUACCACAAGCAAACCUACAACAGCAGAAAGCACUACAAGCACUGCCACAACAACUCCAGAAAGUACAACAGCCGAGACCACAGAAAGCACCACAUCUGUGGGAACCACAACACCAGAAAGUACCACAACCGAGACCACAACUGCAGAAAGCACCACAUCUGUGGGAACCACAACAACAGAGAGUACCACAACCAAGGCCACAACAGCAGAAAGUACCACAACUGCAGAAAGUACCACAACCGAGACCCCAACAGCAGAAAGCAUAACUGAGACCACAAGUGUGUGUUCUACAACAACAGAAAACACCACAGCAAUCACAACAGCAGAAAGUACAACUGAGACCACAACUAUGGGUGCAACAACAACAGAAAGCACCACAGCAAACGAAAGUACUACAAGUGAGACCACAACAGCAGAAAGCACUACAACUGAGACCACAACACCAGGCACUGUAACAACGGAAAGUACAACCUCAGCCACAAUAACUCCAGAAAGUACCACAACUGAGACCACAACUGUGGGUACUACAAGAACAGAAAGCACCACAGCAACAGAAAGUACUACAACUGAUACGACAACACCAGGCACUACAACAACUGAAAGUACAACCACAGCCACAACAACUCCAGAAAGUACAACAGCCGAGACCACAACUGCAGAAAGCACCACAUCUGUGGGAACCACAACAGCAGAAAGUACCACAACCGAGACCACAACUGCAGAAAGCACCACAUCUGUGGGAAACACAACAACAGAGAGUACCACAACCAAGACCACAACAGCAGACAGCACCACUACAGAAAGCACCACAACUCCUGAAAUUAUGACAAGCAAAAUCACAACAACAGAAAGCAGCACAACUGAGACCACAACUCCAGAAAGCACUACAACAGCAGAAAGUACCACAGCAACAGAAAGUACCACAACCGCGGCCACAAUAGCAGAAAGCACAACUAAGACCACAACACCAGGCACUACAACAGCUGAAAGUACAACCACAGCCACAACAACUCCAGAAAGUACAACAGCCGAGACCACAACUGCAGAAAGCACCACAUCUGUGGGAACCACAACAGCAGAAAGUACCACAGCAACAGAAAGUACCACAACUGUGGCCACAACAGCAGAAAGCACAACUGAGACCACAAGUGUGGGUUCAACAACAAUAGAAAGCACCACAGCAACCACAACAGUAGAAAGUACAACUAAGACCACAACACCAGGCACUACAACAACUGAAAGUACAACCACAGCCACAACAACUCCAGAAAGUACAACAGCCGAGACCACAACAGCAGAAAGCGCAGCUGCGACCACAGCUGUGGGUUCAACAACAACAGAAAGCACCACAGCAACCACAACAGCAGAAAGUACAACUGAGACCACAACACCAGGCACUACAACAGCUGAAAGUACAACCACAGCCGCAACAACUCCAGAAAGUACAACAGCCGAGACCACAACAGCAGAAAGCACCACAUCUGUGGGAACCACAACAGCAGAAAGUACUACAACUGCAGAAAGCUCCACAUCUGUGGGAACCACAACAACAGAGAGUACCACAACCGAGACCACAACAGCAGAAAGCACCACAACUCCUGAAAUUAUGACAAGCAAAAUCACAACAACAGGAAGCAGCACAACUGAGACCACAACUCCUGAAAGCACCACAACAGCAGAAAGUACCACAGCAACAGAAAGUACCAGAACCGUGGCCACAACAGCAGAAAGCACAACUGAGACCACAAGUGUGGGUUCAACAACAAUAGAAAGCACCACAGCAACCACAACAGUAGAAAGUACAACUAAGACCACAACACCAGGCACUACAACAGCUGAAAGUACAACCACAGCCACAACAAGUCCACAACAUACAACAGCCAAAACCACAUCCACAGAAAGCACCACAUCUGUGGGAACCACAACACCUAAAAGUACCACAGCUGCUGAAAGCACCACAUCUGUGGGAACCACAACAACAGAAAGUCCACAACACCGGUCACCACAACAACAGAAAGUACAACAUCAGAAAGCACCAUGAUGACCGAAAAGACAACAGAAACAACCUUCACAGGUUAAUAUCAGCACUUCCACAUCCAUGGGUCUGAAGGGAGCUCAGAAAAAGUAAAGAUCCAAGUAAAGUCAAUGGCCCCAGGUUUGCGUUGUUUCUCCUGACAGCCUACACCAUCUUCUAUUUCCACAAACAAUUACCUAUAGUUUUAAAUGUUUAGAUUUUUUUGUCAUAUUUAUUGUCCAUACUACUCUCAUAUUUAAAAAAAAAAGAAAAGAAAGAAAGAAAAAAAAAAGAAACAUAACUUAUAAAUUGUCUAUAUGUGAAGGAACUUUUAUUUGCUGUACCUAUAAUAAUGUAUUUUGUUUAUCGUCAUAGUCUUCUCACCAGUAUGGUGACAUAAGACUGAGUUUUAUUAUUGCUUUAGACUAAUUUAAAAAUUGAUUCUGCAAAUUUGCUGUAUUUUUUGUAAA
Megalobrama amblycephala (Wuchang bream) is the source of this 14462-nucleotide messenger RNA. RefSeq names its product serine-rich adhesin for platelets-like. The record is from RefSeq and is a predicted model, not a curated record. The transcript has 7 exons. NCBI's taxonomy places the organism in Eukaryota, Metazoa, Chordata, Actinopteri, Cypriniformes, Xenocyprididae. The coding region runs from base 1 to 14019 and encodes 4672 amino acids.